Penicillium arizonense is the source of this 858-nucleotide messenger RNA. Its product is annotated as sulfotransferase family protein. Lineage: Eukaryota; Fungi; Ascomycota; Eurotiomycetes; Eurotiales; Aspergillaceae. The transcript has 2 exons. The record is from RefSeq and is a predicted model, not a curated record. The coding region runs from base 1 to 858 and encodes 285 amino acids.
AUGUCUCUCGCGCUAUCCGAUAACUUGCCUCCUCAGCCCAUGACUGAUAUCUUUACCGAUGACACAAACAUUGAUCGCCGGAAGUGCCACCGCACAGUGCCUAUGAAGGUGCUCGCUCUGGGUGUUGGCCGAACCGGAACUGCCUCUCUGCGCAAAGCUUUCGAACGUCUGGGCUAUGGCAAGUGCUACCACAUGAUGUGCGCCAGUGUUGAGAACCCACCGGAUUGUCUCAUGUGGCACGAUGCCCUGAACGCAAAGUACAAGGGAGAGGGCGAGUUCGGCCGUAAGGAAUGGGACCAGCUGCUGGGUGACUGCCAGGCCGUCUGUGACUGGCCCGCCUGUGCCUUUGCAAAGGAGCUCAUUGAGGCAUACCCUAACGCCAAGGUCAUCCUGACCACCCGCGACGUCGACCCAUGGCACGCAUCCGUCAUGAAGACCGUCUACUGGCGCGUCUCAGACCCAGAGCACAAGUUUGUCUCAAACUUCAGCUGGGCCGCUGGAAUGUACUACCCAAUGCUGAACAAGUUCUUUGAGACCUUCUUCCGCGGCGACUUCCCCGGAAAGGGCAAGCAAGUCUACGAAGACCACGUCGCCGAAGUGCGCAGCCUGGUUCCCCCCGAGCGUCUGCUCGAGUACAACAUCAACGACGGCUGGGCCCCGCUUUGCGAGUUCCUCGAGGAGGAAAUUCCUGAUACGCCUUUCCCCCGCGGUAACGACAUGGCCGAUUUCUACAAGCGCUGCAGUACCCGUAACCGUCACCAGAUGAUGAACGCUGCGCUGCAGGCUGUUACUAUUGGUGGUUCGUUGCUUGCUGCUGGGUUUGCUGCUACGGUUGCUUUCAAGCGGUUUUCUCGUUAA